AUGGAACCUAGCUACCAGCUCCUUCUCGAGAACACCGCCCUCCCGUCCUGCGAGAACACCGCCCUCCCGUCCUGGCCCGCCUUGACCACCCGAUCGACGGCACUCCUCAAGUCAAAGAGCUACCCCGCCGAGGACAAUACUACCUACUACAACGACGAUACUACCAGCUCCGACGACAAUACCACCAUUUCUAGCACGGCUCGCGGCGACCCUAUCCGUGCGACAGGCAGCAGGAUGGUUAACAUGAUCUACAAUGGACCGGCUCGCCGCCCUCGAGUCCGCAGACGCGGCGACCCCCGUAUCCGUGCGACAGGCAGCAGGAUGGUUAACAUGAUCUAUAAUGGACCGGCUCGCCGCCCUCGAGUCCGCACAACACCAACCCAGCGCGAAAUCCUUCAGCAAGCUCGCUUUGACCAGAAUAUCCGCGAUGGUCAACGGCUGGGUGCUAUUCCUGAAGCUCCAACCCCUCUAGCUAGACCGACCAACCCCACAAACGAUGAUAUAACCAACCCUCCGGACGGAGCUAACCAUUAG
Puccinia triticina is the source of this 534-nucleotide messenger RNA. RefSeq lists its product as uncharacterized. The record is from RefSeq and is a predicted model, not a curated record. The coding region runs from base 1 to 534 and encodes 177 amino acids. The transcript is spliced from 2 exons. Lineage: Eukaryota; Fungi; Basidiomycota; Pucciniomycetes; Pucciniales; Pucciniaceae.